Messenger RNA from Octopus sinensis (East Asian common octopus), 1123 nucleotides. Its product is annotated as probable 39S ribosomal protein L45, mitochondrial. The coding region runs from base 16 to 1056 and encodes 346 amino acids. The transcript is spliced from 8 exons. Gene Ontology annotation, cellular component: mitochondrion. The record is from RefSeq and is a predicted model, not a curated record. Lineage: Eukaryota; Metazoa; Mollusca; Cephalopoda; Octopoda; Octopodidae.
UAAACUCUCUCAGAAAUGUGCGGAAUAAAAACGGGCAUAAAAUCCAGUGAAACUGCAAAAAAAUUUGGACAAAGAAGCUACAGAUUGCAAAUGCCAUGUUUGUUAAUGAAGCAUCCUCAACUGCCAAUGUUAAUGAAGCAACAAGUAAUGUUUUAUCCCACUUCAAAACAUUACAAUCCAAAAUUCCGAAAAGAAAGAAGAAGAAAAUUUUUGAAGAUUGAUUUACCUGAUUUUGAAAAACACCAAAGAGAAAAAAAAAUGUCACCUGAUGAACUGCGGAUGAAAAUGAAAAAAGAAGGCAAAGUCCCACCUAGAUCCCAUGAGGAACGACCUAUUAAUAUAAGCAGUACAGGUGGAAUUUUUGAAAGUUUUGUUCCUCCUGAAGGUGAUGGUGUAUCAACUUUAAUUUCUUCUGAGGGUGCAAAGCAAAGGUUUAGUGGACUUGAGAAAAAAGGAAAAUCGUUUUUAGAUUUACGGAAAAUCAAGAAAUAUUUGGAAGAAUUUGAUGUAAAAGAUUUUUCUCAACAGGCACAAGAUAUUGUUGUUGAAGCUCAGACACUAUUACAAGACAUCAAGAAAAAUGAAGACCGUUUGCAUGAGCUUGUCACAGAAAGAGCAUAUCCUGAAUUAACACAUGGACUUGAUCUGAAAACUUGUCGCUGGAAAUUUGUUGGUUCCCUUGAACCUCCUCGUGUGGUUCAUGUCCGUGUCACAGAAUUAUUGAGUAAGGAGAACCUUUAUGCUCAGAUUACAAUCCGCUUACACACCCAACAGUGCCUGGCGAUUUACGACCGAUUCGGUCGUCUAAUGUAUGGUAGUGAAAAUCUUGUAAAAGACGUUUUGGAAUAUGUUGUAUUCGAAAAUCACAUAUCAAACAUAUAUGGCCAGUGGAGAAUUCACGGGAAGAUAAUUCCGGAUUGGAUGCCACCUAGAGACCCUAUCCUUCGAACAUAUCAGUUGCCUAAAUUUGAACCCAUUGAAGAGGAUGUAGAAAACAAUGAAGAAAACAAUGAAGGGGAUCCUAAAGAAAAUCAACAGCAACAUGCAACUGUCUAAUCUGAUAGACUUUCAAUUAUUGACAACUUUUUUUUAUGCUUUAAUAAAUAGAAUUUAAUUUAUUACA